Messenger RNA from Stegastes partitus (bicolor damselfish), 7524 nucleotides. Its product is annotated as kinesin-like protein KIF13B. The record is from RefSeq and is a predicted model, not a curated record. NCBI's taxonomy places the organism in Eukaryota, Metazoa, Chordata, Actinopteri, Pomacentridae. Bases 348 to 6470 code for a protein of 2040 amino acids. The transcript is spliced from 41 exons. Gene Ontology annotation, biological process: microtubule-based movement. Gene Ontology annotation, molecular function: microtubule motor activity; ATP binding; microtubule binding.
GAACUCGGAGCUCCUCCGUAAAUCUCACAGUAAAUCCCUUUAGCUGCCAGUUGACAUGUCGGACUGAUCUCUGCGGGAACUUUCAGGAAAUGCAACAGGUGGAGGAGCCGGAGGGACGAAGUGCGGACUGCCAGGAGACUUUCUGCUCCUCCGAACCGACACCACGGUCUCAGGGGGCUCUGUUACCGGGCCCGGUGCGUUUAUGAGCGGUCACCGUGAACAAAUUUGACCCCGCGACUCUCCGUUUGUUUGCUGUCGUUAUCAGCGCUCGUUAGCGUCCCGGCUAGCUGCUGAGAGCUUCGAGGAGCCGGACACAGACUCACUCGUUCACACGGUCAGGUGGCACCAUGGAUGAAAACAGCCUCAGCGACUCCAACGUCAAGGUCGCUGUUCGGGUGAGACCCAUGAACAGGAGAGAAAAAGACCUAAAAACAAAAUGUGUGGUGGAGAUGGAGGGAAACCAGACAGUUUUGUAUUCAUCCGUAACCAACGCGAACAAAGGAGACCCCCGGACUCAGCCAAAGGUUUUUGCCUACGACUACUGCUUCUGGUCUAUGGAUGAAUCCCAAAAAGACAAGUUUGCGGGUCAGGAUGUGGUGUUCCAGUGCCUUGGAGAAAGUCUGCUGGACAACGCCUUCAUGGGAUACAACGCCUGCAUCUUUGCCUAUGGACAGACAGGUUCUGGGAAGUCGUACACCAUGAUGGGCUCAGCAGAGCAGCCCGGUCUGAUCCCUCGACUCUGCAGCUCCUUGUUCGGCAGGACGGUGCAGGAGGCCAGAGAGGGAGAGAGCUUCACCGUGGAGGUUUCCUACAUGGAGAUUUACAACGAGAAGGUUCGAGACCUGCUCGACCCCAAAGGAAGUCGACAAGCUCUGAGAGUCAGAGAGCACAAAGUUCUGGGGCCUUACGUUGACGGUCUGUCCCGGCUGGCUGUGGCCAGCUACAAGGACAUAGAGUCUCUGAUGUCAGAGGGAAAUAAAUCUCGCACAGUGGCGGCGACGAACAUGAACGAAGAGAGCAGCCGAUCCCACGCUGUGUUCAACAUCAUCCUCACGCACACACUCAUGGACAUGCAGUCUGGAACCAGUGGAGAGAAGGUGAGCAAGCUGAGUCUGGUGGAUCUUGCUGGAAGCGAACGAGCGGCGAAGACCGGAGCAGCAGGUGAAAGACUGAAAGAAGGCAGCAACAUCAACAAGUCUCUCAGCACUCUGGGCUUAGUUAUCUCGGCUUUGGCCGACCAGGGAGCUGGAAAGAACAAGAGCAAGUUUGUUCCCUACAGAGACUCUGUGCUCACCUGGCUGCUCAAGGACAGCCUCGGAGGAAACAGCCGCACCGCCAUGGUCGCCACCAUCAGCCCGUCAGCCGACAACUACGACGAGACGCUUUCCACGCUGCGCUACGCCGACAGGGCCAAGAGCAUCGUGAACCACGCCGUCGUGAACGAAGACCCCAACGCCAGGAUCAUCCGCGAGCUCCGAGAGGAGGUGGAGAAACUGAGGGAGCAGCUCACAGAGGCUGAGUCUAUGAAGGCGCCUGAGCUGAAGGAGCGACUAGAAGAGUCUGAGAAACUGAUCCAAGAAAUGACGGUCACCUGGGAGGACAAACUCAGAAAGACUGAGGCGAUUGCACAGGAGCGUCAGAAGCAGCUGGAGAGUCUGGGCAUUUCUCUGCAGUCGUCCGGCAUCAGAGUGGUGGAAGACAAGUGCUUCCUGGUCAACCUGAACGCUGAUCCUGCCCUCAACGAGCUGCUGGUCUACUACCUGAAAGAUCACACCCGCGUGGGCUCGGCCAACUCACAAGACAUCCAGCUGUGCGGGAUGGCCAUCCAAGCCGAGCACUGUGUCAUCGACAUCAUGGAGAACAACGGCGUGAUGCUCACUCCUCACCGCAACGCUCGAACUUGUGUAAACGGUGCUGUAGUCACCAGCCCAGUACAGCUUCAUCAUGGUGACAGAAUCCUGUGGGGAAACAACCACUUCUUCAGGAUCAACCUACCCAGGCAUAUGGUCCACGCGGGGGGCGACGACGAGGAGGGCGGCGCCACGAUGAAGACGUGUUUGAGCACCGACCGGCUGGAGGUGGAUUUGGAUGCGGCCAGCGACGUGUCGAGCGAGCUGAGCUUCGGCUAUGAGUUCGCACAGGCCGAGGUCAUGAUGAAAGGCAUGGGCAACAACGACCCCUUACAGUCAGUGUUGCAGACUCUGGAGAGGCAGCACGAGGAGGAGAAGCGCUGUGCUCUGGAGCGUCAGAGGCUGAUGUACGAACACGAGCUGCAGCAGCUCCGCCAGCGACUCACCCCUGAGAAACCCUCCCACCUCCUGGAACCAUCAGGCCUCCCGGUCGGUGCCACUGCCAUCACAUCGCCCAGCUCCCAGAAACGCGUGCGGCGCUGGAGCGAGGACAGAGAGGCGAUGAUGACUCGCAGCCUGCGGCGUCUUCGGGAGCAGAUACUUCGAGCCAAGCUGUUGGCCCAGGAGGCCGGUUUCAUCGCAGAGGAGCUCAGCAAGAGGACGGAGUAUCUGGUGACUCUGCAGAUACCUGCCGCCAACUUGGAUGCCAACAGGAAGCGUGACGCGGUGCUGAGCGAACCGGCCAUCCAGGUCCGCCGUAAAGGUAAAGGGAAGCAGAUCUGGGCUCUGGAGAAGAUGGAGAACAGGCUGGUGGACAUGAAGGAGCUCUACCAAGAGUGGAAGGACUUUGAUGAAGAUAAUCCUGUGAUGCGGUCCUACUUCAAACGUGCCGACCCGUUCUUCGACGAGCAGGAGAAUCACAGUCUGAUCGGUGUGGCCAACGUUUUCCUGGCCUGCUUGUUCUACGACGUCAAGCUGCAGUAUGCAGUGCCCAUCAUCAACCAGAAGGGAGAGGUUGCGGGUCGGCUGCAUGUGGAGGUGUGGAGAGGCACCGAGAGCACUGAGGAGGAAGGUGCAGCACAAACCGACACUCAGCUGAGCAACACAGACGGAGACGCACAGGAGCGAAAACUGGACUGUGUGGUGAAACUCCUCCAGGCCACCGGUCUUCCUCGCCAUUUGUCCAACUUCGUCUUCUGUCAGUAUCACUUCUGGGGGCAGGAGGAGCCGGUGUUCACAGCUCCAGAGGUGGCGCCGUCGAGCUCGUCGUCUGCCUCCAGAGACCCUCAGUGCACUGUGGUGUUUGACAGCGCCAAGGAGCUGUCUGUGCCAGUAUCAGAGGACUUUGUGGAGUUUCUGGCUGAGGGGGCGGUGGCCAUUGAAGUGUACGGCCACAAACAGGCCAACCAUCGCAGGAACCUGGCACUGUGGGACCUGGGAGUGAUUCAAGCCAAGACCAGAUCCCUCAGAGAGAGGUGGAGCGAGGUGACCCGUCGGCUGGAGCUGUGGGUGCAGCUGAUGGAGCUGAAUGAGGCGGGAGAGUUUACACCUGUAGAAGUUCAGCCUGCUAAAGACGUCCGCACGGGGGGAAUAUUCCAGCUCAGACAGGGUCAGUCUCGUCGGGUCCAGGUGGAGGUGCGAUCGGUGCCAGACUCCGGCACUAUGCCCCUCAUCACAGCCUCCAUCCUCUCUGUGUCUAUCGGAGACGUAAAAGUCCAACAGAUGCGCCCCUCCAAAAAUGAUCCACCAUGGGGUGGGGAUGAGGAAAUGGACAGCUAUCAAGAGGUGGACCUGGAGAGGAUGAGGGAGCAGUGGUUGGUCACACUCACCCAGAGACAAGAGUAUCUGGAUCAACAGCUGCAGAAGAUAGUUUCAAAAGCAGAUAAGUCAGAGGACGAUGUUGAAAGAGAAUCUCAGCUGCUGGAGUGUCGUCUGACCCUCACAGAGGAACGAAACGCUGUUCUGGUGCCGUCGGCCGGCAGCGGCAUCCCUGGCGCGCCAGUAGAGAGGGUUCCUGUACCUGGAAUGGAAACACACAUUCCCGUCCUGUUCCUGGAUCUCAGUGCUGAUGAUUUCCAGUCCAACCUUUCUGCCCCGCUGGCCGGGGGCCUGGAUGCGCUGCUCAGCGGGGAAGACGAUGACGAGUUCUUUGACCUUCACAUCGUUAAACACUGCGACCCAGAGGUGAAGGUGGAGGCGUCUUGGGACUCGACAGUCCACGAGUGCUCCCAGCUGAGUCGCGUGACGUCCACCGACCAGAGGGUCUACCUGACGGUCCGCGCUGUGAUCCAGCUGAGCCACCCGGCCCACAUGCAGCUGGUCCUCAGGAAGCGCAUUUGUGUCAACGUCAGCGGGAGACAGGGUUUUGCCCAAAGCCUGCUGAGGAGGAUGUCUCAGCGCAGCACCAUCCCCGGCUGUGGAGUCACCUUUGAAAUUGUUUCUAACAUCCCAGGCGAUAUCCACGGUCCAGAGGACAGGGAGAUGCUGGCCAGGCUGGCUGCCAGCGCCGAGGACGACCAAUCAGCCGACAGCGAGGCAGCCAUAGAGAAAUACCUCCGCAGCAUCCUGGCUGUGGAGAACGUCCUCACUCUGGACAGACUCAGACAGGAGGUAGCUGUAAGAGAACAGCUGGCAGUCAGAGGAAAAGCCGCCAGACGCUGCCUGAGCUCUCCAGACUUCAACCGGCUGUCAGGCAGCUGUCUGGAUCUCUACUCCUCCACUCAUAGGCUCAGUGACUUUAAGGGCUGGGAGAGUCAUCAGGACCUUUCCGUGUUUCCUCCUCCUCCAUCCAGACGAACGCUGCCCAGCUCUAUAUCCCAGAACCUGAACCCCGAGACAGUGAAGGCCGUACCCAAGCUGCUGAAGUCGCUGCUUCCUGGUGGGAAGGAAGAUAGUCGGGACCAGACAGCUGUCCAUCAGCAGGAUGUGCCUCGCAUUGUGGUGCAGUCGGCCAGCGUCGAAGACGGCAUGAGCAAACAUCAGCAGCCGAUUCCUACUGAGGAAGUAAUUCCUCCCGACAUCCAAACUGAGAUCUCCAGUUCUGUGCCCCUUCCACCCCCGAUCAUCCCAGAGACAGAAGACUCCACACCCAGUCCGGUGAGCGAAGCGUCCAGUGGAUACAUGUCGACCAGCAUAUCAACGGCAACUCUUUCAGAGGUUUACACUCUGAGCUGGGACCUUCCACCAUCAUGCAGCAGCAGAGCAGAUGGCUUUGACGCAGUGCCAGAUGAAGAGGAAGAGGAAAGUAAAGUGGCACAAAAAGACUUACCGCUUUUUGUCACCUCACAGUGCGACACUGGUCUUGAAUCUUUUCAUGCUGAACUGGAGCCUCAGGAGUCAUUGUUGGGUUUGAAUGAGCAGGCGCCUGCAGAAACGACUUACCAGCCUCCAUCAGAACCAAACGAUCCUGUGCCAGAUUCACAUCUGACUCAACAAGAACCAAAUCUGUCUCCAGCUGUCCAGCUGAGGGAGGUAGAAGAGCCUGACUCAGUUGCAGAAACAGAAUUACCAGGUCAGAUCAAACAAGAACAAGACACGACAACUGGUCAAGUUGGAUCAGAACAAUUAGACAAAUUAGAGACACUUAAAGAUACAGUGGAUGAACAAGAAAAUGAAACCAAACAUGCAGAAUCACCACAAACACACCUUUCUAAACCAGAGUUUCCUUCGCCUGAAAAUCUUGAGGUGGCUGCUAUGAAUGAGACAGAAUGUGAUCCGUCACUUCACAGUGAAACACAAGCAGCCCAAGAAGGCGAAAGUCAGUUGGAAUCAGUUGUCCCACUGCAGCCAAAACAAGAUCAGACAGCUUCUGAAGCUUCACCUGCUGCUCCAGAACCACCUGAAGAAUCUGCUCCUCAAGCUUCAUCAAAGGAACAAGCAACUUCUGAAGUCUCUGACCCUAACAGUGCCUCCACCCUGCCCUCAUCUUUGGCCACAGAUGAGGCCCAACAGAAAGCACCUUCUGAUACUUCUGCCAAAGCUGAUGCAGGUCCUGCACCUCCUGCGGUCGACACUCAGGCUUCCAAAUCCUCAGCGGCAAACCCCUUCAAGAUCCAGAAAGUGAAGUCUUCAGACCUCAAGUCCUUUCAGCGGAUCCUGGGUGAGGAGGAGGGUAUGCUUGGACAGGUGGGCCGGGCCAGCAGCCUCGGGGCUGGCCUCAACCUCUCUGUGCCAAUGGAAAGCCUGGAGAUCAUCUCUGACUCGGAAGAAGGAGACGCUGCUGCUUCUGCCAUCCUUCCUGAUUGGUUGAAAGAAGGGGAGUUUGUGACUGUGGGAUCCAAUAAGAGUGGCACAGUGCGAUAUGUGGGACCCACAGAUUUUGCAGAAGGUACCUGGGUGGGAGUAGAACUGGAGGUACCAGCAGGAAAGAACGACGGCUCGGUGGGAGGGAAGCACUACUUCCACUGUAACCCUGGCUACGGGGUGCUGGUGAGACCAGACAGAGUGACCCGCGGAGGUGCCAAACGCCGCCGCCAGCAGCAGCAGCAGAAGCGCCGUAGUGCCAACCUGUCCGGUUCCAGCCCAAACCUGGCAGCUCUUACAGCUCUGGCCAAAGGUGAGGCUGGUGGAGCAUCAACCGGCCGCGCUAGAGGAGAGAACCGCAAAUCAUGGAACAAUUAGGAGGUCUGCUAAAGCGCUAACUGCCGGUCAACCAUCAUCAUGCCCAACAGCUGGUUGAUGGGAUUAUCGGGUGAGCUCGUAGAGACAGUGGAGGCACAGCAGUUUUAAUUUGGGCAGGUUUACUACAUGAUGCUCUGUAAGUUUGGAUGAGUCACUUCAUGGUCCCCUGUUAGCUGUUUCCAUUCCUACCUAGUGUACUUAGCAAUUUAAAACUACAGAGAAAUAUUGAAUGUUUCAUCAGAAACUGUGAAUGUUUUUUAGGUUUGUAAAUGCUAAUAACCAUUUCUCUGUAAUUAAUGUCAUUUUUUAAAUGUAUUUAUUCCGGUGACAUUAAAUCACAAUCAAAGCACUGCCUCAAAAUCAGCACAGUUUUAGUGUAUUUGCAUAAGCAAGUCAAUUAUUGGAAAAAGUAGCUGAAGUUCACUGGAUGAAACUCCAAAGGUUAGACAACAUCUUUACACGCUCACAUUUCUACAGUUUGACAGACGCCACACAUCGACUUUAAUGUCAGUUUCUAUUUGUAAAGUUUGAUCGAAUGCUGUCGUUUUAUUCGUGUGCCUUUUUAAAUGCUAUGACUACUACUCAGCCAAUGUGCCUUAGUGAUACACCACCUAGCUCUGUUAUUGGUAGGUGGCAAACUGCUCACCAGCUGUUAAAGAGGCCUGUCAUGGCUCUUGAAUGUGUUUUUCUACUGUUGGACAAACUUGCACUCUUUUAUGGUAAAUUCUACUGAAAUCUUGCAAAAGUUUUAAAUCAGCUUUGUCUCUUUUCUUACCAAGCAAGUGUGGAUUGGACGUGACUUGUUUUCACUAGUGAAUGGUCAAAUUCUGCUGUUGAUUUGUCUGUAAGGAUACGUGAGGGAUUCUGUUUGUUGUAACGCAUGUAGCGCUGAUUUUUAAGGUGUUUUAUACAUAUGCAUUUAAGUCGACCAUUUUUUGAUCUCUUGGAUGCUUAUUUAUUAAAAGAUGAAGACAGGUGAUGUUAAUGAAAAGCAACAAGUUUUUAUAUUGAUGAUGUUCAAUAAAUUUCAUAUCUGGUGCAGAUUGGAAAAAAA